Molecule: messenger RNA, 1608 nt
Organism: Echinostoma caproni
Lineage: Eukaryota; Metazoa; Platyhelminthes; Trematoda; Plagiorchiida; Echinostomatidae
Source: the annotation of a GenBank genome assembly
CCACCAUCACCGAAUGGUCCAACUGAUAUAACAAUGCAUUCGUUGGUCUCUCGUGCCGGUUCGAUCUCCGGGCAAUUGCCCACAUCAACCACAUCACAAUCAGCCAGUCCAGAGCUAUCCUAUCUUCUAAAUCCGGCCACCUAUCCCUCAUUUAUUGCCGCCUCAGCCAUGAAUCCGGCUUCCCCAAUCUUUCCACCACCACCGACCACAGUGCACCCGUCCACUGCCGCUGCACUGACUCCACAGUCCGCCACGUUCUACCCCGCCGCAGCGGUUGCAGCCGCGGUAGCUUCUUUCCAAUCCCUGACCUCUUCCGGAUGCGCAACCGGUUCGGCGGGCACUGCAUAUGAUCAGUUCUAUUCCGCCAUGUCCACCGCAUCCGCAAACCCCGCACACAACUACCUCGCUUCCAGUCAGCAGAAUAGUAGUGGCAACAACAACAACAAUCAUACAAACUCAACCCCGAUCCCAUCCCAUCAAAUGGCUCCUUCGGGCGCGUACAAUUUGCCCGGACUGAGUGCGACGGCUGCCGCUGUUCGUGCAGCCGCAUCGGCCGCACAGCGCAGUUCCGUCACGGACUACCCACUGUAUCCACCUUAUUUGACCGGUAUGACUGCUGCUGGCCGAAGUGGAUCGCAGCAACAUUCGUUAUCUCAAUCUAACCCUUACGGUGGAUUUGAGGCUCACAUCCCCGGCACCGAUCCCAAGUCUGUAAAGUCUAUCUAUUCUGAAGGAUCUCUGUCCGACCGGAGACUAUUCGAAAGUGUACUAUCCUCGUCUUUAACUACUACAAAAGUAGAACCAGAGGCUAUGGAUCUGGAUCAUUUACAGCAGCAUCAGCAACAACAACAACAGCGGUCCCUUGUCCAAUUCGACCAGAGUUCUCAAUCCACCAGUAUCUCCUACCCUAACCAAACUCAUCCAGUCUCUGUCAAGGACCCAUACACCAUCAAUCGUGGCACCGCUCAUCAACACUCAACCACGUCUAUGGUCACCGAUUACGCCCAGCUGAAUCGAACCCCAGACCAGGCAACUUACAGUACCUUUGGCGAAGCCCAUCAGGCAUCGACAGACUCAUCUACAUUGUCCUCCUCUUCGUCCACCACACCUUUAGCGUCGGCGCACGCGUUGCGUUCCCAUCUGUUUGAUCGAUUGCAACCUUCACAUCGAUCGAUUCAAUCUGGAUCACAAGAGGACUCUGCAACCGGGACAAGUAGUGGUGAUGCUGGUAGUUGUGGUUUCUCUUCCAGCACACUGAAACGUUUCAAAUCUGGCAUACUGCAGCUUCCAAUAACCAAUCCCACGGAGUCUGGUUUGGAUACACCUCGAUUUAGCGACUCUGGGGCAAAGCCACUCGGGGAUACGGAUUUUCUAGACUUGCCCACUGUUCGGCCGGCUUCGGCACGGGCAGCAAGCGCAGAACCGGUGCUGGUCGAGCCACUAGGAGUUCUCACAAGACCGAUGAUGCGUGCCUACCUGGCUGAUCGUAGGGACCAAGUACUGAUCAUUUUACAUGCCAAAGUGGCACAGAAGUCAUACGGAACGGAAAAACGGUUGCAGACGGCUCACCACGAUAAUCGUGGUGGCUUCUUGAGUGCGAUGGUUUGA